Heterocephalus glaber (naked mole-rat) is the source of this 1227-nucleotide messenger RNA. RefSeq names its product kallikrein related peptidase 4 (gene Klk4). Gene Ontology annotation, cellular component: secretory granule. Lineage: Eukaryota; Metazoa; Chordata; Mammalia; Rodentia; Bathyergidae. Gene Ontology annotation, molecular function: serine-type endopeptidase activity. The record is from RefSeq and is a predicted model, not a curated record. Gene Ontology annotation, biological process: amelogenesis; proteolysis; extracellular matrix disassembly.
AUGAUGGUCACAGCAGGAAACCCCUGGGGCUGGCUUCUGGGGUACCUCGUCCUUGGGGUCACAGCCCCUGGCCACACCCCAUUCCGUGCCCCGCCCCCGGAAGCACUGGCCACGCCCCGUGGUCACGCCCCGUUUGGGGCCCAAAGGAGGACCACAUCCCUGAAUCCCUGCCCCACCUCACGCCGUGGCCCGGCCCCUGACGCACUGGCCCCGUCCCCGGGAGCCCCGAGCCGCCUCCCGGGCGGGAUCUCAGCCCUGCGUCCGCCCGCAGGGUCCUCGCACCCCGGCAGCCACAUCAUCAACGGUGAGGACUGCGCCCCGCACUCGCAGCCCUGGCAGGCGGCGCUGCUCUUGGACAACGAACUGUUCUGCUCGGGGGUCCUGGUGCACCCGCAGUGGGUGCUGUCCGCCGCGCACUGCUUGCUGGACUCCUACAGCGUGGGGCUGGGGCUGCACAACCUCGGGACCAGCCACGAGCCGGGCAGCCGGGUCCUGGAGCCCCUCCUGUCCAUCCGGCACCCCGAGUACGACAACCCCGCCUUCGCCAACGACCUCAUGCUCAUCAAGCUGAAAGAGGCGGUGCCCGAGUCCAGCACCAUCCGGAGCAUCAGUGUGGCCUCCCGGUGCCCCGUGGAGGGGGACGCGUGUCUGGUCUCCGGCUGGGGCCGCCUGGCCAACGGCGGACUGCCCAGCCGGCUGCAGUGCGUGAACAUCUCCGUGGCGCCCCAGGAGGUCUGCAGCGAGGUCUACGACUCCGUGUACCACUACAGCAUGUUCUGUGCCGGCGGAGGGCCGAACCGCAGGGACUCCUGCCACGGUGACUCUGGGGGGCCCUUGGUGUGCAACAGGUCCCUGCAGGGCCUUGUGUCUUUAGGACACAUCCCGUGUGGCCAGCCUGGCUCACCGAGCGUCUACACCAACCUCUGCAAAUUCACUGACUGGAUACAGCAAACCAUGCACACCAGUUAGCCAUGGGGCCUGGACCCCGUGAAGCUGACCUUGAAGCUGAUAUAUCCUGCUGGGAGAAUUCAGAACUCCAGGCUCCCAGCUCCUCCUCCCUCACUGGAGUCGGACCCUCAGAUCAUUUCUCCCUCGGACCCAAGAGCCUAAUCCCACCUACAACCUUUACCUGCACCCCUCGUGGCAUAAUAUUUACUCAGCCUUUCAGGGGUUUUACCCUUUUGUCCUCUUCCUCAAGCUCCGGAAAUAAAGUGUAAGAAAAGUACA